AUGUCGCCCGCGGUGCAGCAGAGUCAUUUCAAACUACUGCAGCAGUUCAAGCCAGACUACUCGCCUAGCGAGUUCACACAGUAUGAAUCCGAGCGCACUGGGAUGAGAGUGGUCGUCAUCGACCAGAAGGGUCCCAAAGUGCAGGGGUACUUUGUACUGGCCACCGAGAUCCUGGAUGAUUCGGGAGCCCCGCAUACAUUGGAGCAUCUAUGCUUCAUGGGCUCUCGGAACUACCGAUAUAAGGGCUUCUUGGACAAGCUGGCGACCCGGGUGUAUUCCAACACCAAUGCCUGGACAGCGACCGACCACACAGCCUACACGCUGGACACAGCGGGCUGGGAAGGCUUCGCACGUAUCUUACCGGUCUACCUGGAGCAUGUGAUUGCUCCAACCUUGACUGAUGAGGGUUGCUACACUGAAGUGCAUCACGUUGAUGGCUCUGGUGAUGACGCUGGUGUCGUGUAUUCCGAGAUGCAGGGAGUGCAGAACAACGCGGCCGAGUUGAUUGACCUGACAGCUCGCCGCUUGACCUACCCCCACGGUGUAGGCUUCCGGUAUGAGACUGGAGGUAUGAUGGAACAACUCCGCGUUCUCAGUGCGGAGCGCAUCCGUGAGUUCCAUCGCGAGAUGUAUCAGCCCAAGAACUUGUGCUUGAUCAUCACCGGAGAGGUGGACCAGCAAAACAUGCUGGAGAUCUUGGAUAAGUUUGAAGAUACCAUCUUGGAUGUCAUCCCAAGCCCAGAUUCACCCUUUAAACGACCCUGGGUGGAUUCUGAGCAGGCACCGCCGCUGGAGAAGUCCAUCAUCAAGACGGUGGAGUUCCCCGAGGAGGAUGAGUCUUUUGGAGAAAUAGAGAUCCGGUUUGUGGGACCGGAUUGCACUGAUCCUAUUCAAUCCGGGGCAUUGAAUGUGGCACUUUUGUAUUUGGCGGGCUCGUCUGCGUCUCUGCUGGAAAAUAUCAUUGUCGAAAAGGAGCAAAUCGCCAGCGCAGUCUACUACGCGACCGAAGACCAUCCUAGCAUUGAGAUCCGGUUCACGCUGACCAGCGUUGAAACCGAGAAGCUGGCUCAAGUGGAGCAGAGAUUCUUCGAGAUUUUGAAGGAUGCCAUGGCUAAGGACUUGGACAUGCAGUAUCUGCAAGAGUGCAUUGACCGACAGCGUCGCACCUGGAAGUUCUCGACGGAGAGCUCAGCUUCAUCGUUCGCAGAGUACGUCAUCUCUGAUUUCCUGUUCGGAAAGCGGGAUGGAUCGACCAUGCUGGAUGUUGCGUCUCUGAGGGAAUACGACGUGAUCGAGAAAUGGACUCAGGGUGAUUGGCAGGCUUUCAUCAAGAAAUGGAUCGCCGAUGCGCCCCAUGUCACUAUCUUGGGUGUGCCAUCCCAGAAGGUGUCCGAGACGUUGAAGAAAGAGGAAGAGGCUCGUGUUGCUGCACAGAAGCAGCGCCUCGGUGAAAAGGGCUUAAAGGAGCUUGCCGAUAAGCUUGAAAAGGCCAAAGCAGAGAACGAUAAGGAGAUUCCGAAAGAGAUAUUGGAAGAAUUCUGCAUCCCCGGAACGGAAUCGAUCCAUUUCAUGGAUACCACGACGGCCCGCUCCGGUACUGCACUGAAGGCCGGGCACCCUGACCAUAAGAUCCAAAAAAUCGUCGAUGCUGACGAGUCUGGACUGCCUCUUUUCAUCCACUUCGAGCACAUCCCCAGCAGCUUUGUUCAGCUGUCGGUUCUCAUCUCCGCCCAGUCCGUCCCCGUCCAGCUUCGUCCUCUGUUGUCGGUGUACACCGAAGCGUUCUUCAACAUCCCCGUCCAGCGCGAUGGCAAGACGAUUGACUUUGAACAAGUGGUCGUCGAGCUUGAAAGAGACACUGUUGGCUAUGGGCUGGAGGGAGCCCGAAGCCUCGGGAACUCGGAGAUGCUGCGCGUUUCGUUCCAGGUAGAGCUAGAGAAAUACGAGACUGCCAUCGCAUGGCUCCAAGAGCUGUCCUGGAGCUCGGUCUUUGAUGUGGACCGUCUCCGGGCCAUUACCUUGCGCCUCUUGGCCGACGUCCCGGAGUCCAAGCGCAGCGGCGACGAUAUGCUCGCCGCAGUGCAUGUGAUGGUCCACUAUGCAGAGGAGUCCAUCGUCCGGGCUCGCUGCACUCUGGUCAAGGCCCGCUACCUCAAGCGUGUCAAGCGCCUUCUUGCGGAACAGCCCGAAGUCAUCGUGGGCCGGAUGGAGGAAAUCCGCCAGUCGCUUUUCCAGCCGGAAAACAUCCGGGUGGUGGUGAUUGGCGACCUGGAGAAGCUUCCUCGACCCGUUUCGUCGUGGAAGCCAUUCGCCGAGCGCCUCGGCACCAGCGAGACUCUGAAGCCCAUCACUAGCCGCCGAGCCCUGCUGAGCGAUGCAGGCCAGACCGUGGGCGACAAGUCCUAUAUCGUGCCCAUGCCGACAGUCGACUCGUCAUUCGCCUACGCCACCGGCCGCGGUCUCGACUCGUACGACCACCCGAAGUUGCCGGCCUUGCUGGUUGCAAUCGCGUAUAUGAACGCCGUCGAGGGCCCGCUCUGGGUUGCAGUCCGCGGCACGGGAUUGGCGUACGGCACCAACUUCGCCUACAACAUCGACACGGGCUUUGUCAACUUCGAUGUGUACCGGUCUCCGAACGCGCACAAGGCGUUUGAGUCUAGCAAGCAGAUUGUCGAGGACCACUUAUCGGAUGCCACGCCGUUUGACCCGCUGAUGCUGGAGGGAGCGAUUAGUAGCAUUGUCGUCAGCUUUGCUAACGAGCAGAUGACCGCCGCCAGCGCCGCCCAGGGCAGCUUCAUUCGCCAGGUCGUGCGAAACCUGCCCGCCGACUACAAGGAGCGAAUGCUCAAGAAGGUGCGGGAUAUCAACGUCGACGAGGUCAAGGGCGCCCUGCGUGAGAUCAUCCUGCCGCUGUUUGCGCCGAAGACGGCGAACCUGGUUGUGACGUGUGCAACUGUCAUGGAGGAUACUAUCAAGCAGGGCUUCGAAGCGUCCGGGUUCACCCCGACAGUUCGACUCCUCAAGGAAUUCGAGGACGACUACGGCCUCAAGCUCGACGGGGACGAGGAAGAAGAUGAUGACGACGAUGACGAAGAGUAUGAAAGUGGCUCUGAGGAGAGCGACGAGGAUGACGAGUGA
Molecule: messenger RNA, 3138 nt
Organism: Penicillium alfredii
Lineage: Eukaryota; Fungi; Ascomycota; Eurotiomycetes; Eurotiales; Aspergillaceae
Product: putative zinc metalloprotease
Exons: 3
Coding region: 1-3138 (1045 amino acids)
Molecular function (GO): metal ion binding
Source: RefSeq, a predicted model, not a curated record